GUCCAGGCGCAAAACCCCAUUAGGUUGGAAAGGAAGCAGAGGGCUAAGAGAGAAAUUAGACUGAAAGGUUUAUGGUAGGCAGAGUUCAGUAAAUGUUGAAUAGUUAGUAAAAGUAAAACAAGAGAAAGAGAAAAAGUACCAGAGAGCAGGAGACUGAAGGUGAGAGAGAGAGAGAGAGAGAGAGAGAAGUUGUGAAAGAAUGGGCUCUCCAGUGCUGUAUGUGAUUUUUCUCUCUGCACUGCUGUAUCUCUCUAGUCUCUCUAACGUACAGACUCAGGAGCUGGAGGAUCAAGAUGCCCUGUGCAAUGAGAACAGCUGUUUAGUAAUCUACUUUCAGCGCAAAACUUUCCUGGAUGCCUGGCGCAGCUGCAAGAAACAGGGUGGCAACCUUGUUACCAUCAAGAGUGCAGCAGAGGAAAACCUAAUAGAGACUCUCUUCUCUAACCUGGAACCAACAGAAAGUAACCAUAUGUUUGUGUGGAUUGGUUUGCAAAGGCAGCCCCGUAAGUGUGCUCCCGGCCGUCCCAUGCGAGGCUUCGCCUGGGUUACUGGGGAGCAAGAUACCCAGUACAUCAACUGGCAGCAAGCGGACUUUCAAAACACCUGUUCAUUUCCACGUUGUGUGAGCAUAGGUUACAGUACCUCUGCUCAAAAAAGCCAGGACAACUUCAAGUGGAAAGAUGGACCUUGUUCAAUCCCUGUGGAUGCCUACUUGUGCAGGUACACUUUUUCUGGCAUGUGUCAAGCUAUUUCAAAUGAAGGGUAUGGAAAUGCACUGUACACAACCCCAUUUCACCAUGUCACCUCACUUUUGACUCACAUUCCAUUUGGGUCAGUUGCAACUGUACCCUGCCUAACUAACGGUGACCAAACAGUACUGUGUAAUCAAAGAGAGGAUGGGACUGUGGAUUGGAACAGAGAUCCUCCUUUCUGUGCUGAUAUUUCCAAGACAAGCUGGUGCGAUAAGGAUAAUGGUGGCUGCCACCAUGACUGCAUAGAAGAUGGCAAUCACUACUACUGUGAUUGUAAGGAAGGCUUUCUCUUGGCUGAAGAUGGAAUGAGCUGCUUUCAUCCUGACCCCUGUCAAGGAUCUCGCUGCGAAUAUGAGUGUCUGACAGUAAUGGACAGUUAUCGCUGUGCCUGCCCAGAUGGUUACAUGCUGGCACAAGAUGAGCAUGGCUGUCUGGAUGUCAAUGAGUGCUUGCAAAGUCCAUGUGAACAGAUCUGUGUAAAUACACAAGGCACCUUUGAGUGUCACUGUUAUAAUGGCUAUAAACCUGGUGAGGAGGGAACUUGUACGGAUGUAGAUGAGUGUGCAGAGUCUCCAUGUCAACAUGAAUGUGAGAAUGUAAUAGGUUCUUAUAUAUGUCAUUGUCACCAUGGUUUUGCUCUGCUUCCGGGGGAUCCAAAUCGCUGCGACGAUAUUGAUGAAUGUCAAUAUGAGGGAUUCUGUGAACAAAUGUGUAUAAAUUACAUUGGGGGAUUUCAAUGCUACUGUGAAGAGGGCUAUGAUCUCCAAGAUAACCUAUUUUCAUGCAGACCCAGUUAUGAGCAGCAAUCUUCCACAGUACCUGCAUCCAUCCUCUUGAUCACAGAUCCUACCACCCAUAUGGCAGAUCAUCGAGAACCUAAUUACUACAAGCCACGUGAAAACGAAUCCUUGGAUUGGCUUACUGAGCUUCCUAAGGUGGAGAUGGUUCCCACUGACCUUCUGUGGCUCACUCAUGCAACCCAGGAGGUGACUGAAACCACUUCACCAACUCAGAGCCCUACUAGCAUCAUUAACAUGAAAUUGGAUAACGUAGACCAACAAACAGUUGCAGUGGAUGCCUUUUUAUCUUCCUCAACUUCAACUCCACUGUCAGAAUAUUAUGAGGAUGAAAGUACCACAGAAUUCACAGUGUCCCCCACUACUACUGUAACAGAUGAUGCUCAGCAAUGGACGUGGUUCAGUCCUAGCUCAAAUAAGUUUGACAAAGAGGGAACUACACAGAGUUCUUUCAUUGCUGACACAGAAUAUAAAACUGAUGAGAAAAAUCUUGAUAAUGGCAGCCAUGAAUAUGAAUCUACAACCUCUUACACUGAAUUGCAAACCCUUACACAGGCCCUCAUAUCUACUCAGGGAGCUAAGGAUGACAACAGCAACAAGCAGACUGAAGGCAGCAGCUGGUUGCUGGUUGGAUUGUUGGUACCGCUCUGCAUCUUUAUUGUGAUAAUGGUGGCACUGGGUAUCAUCUACUGUACUCGGUGUGCCUCUAAGCCACAGAAUAAGAAUGCCACUGAGUGUUACCACUGGAUUGCUGGUGCUGGUGAUAAGGCAGCUGCUGAUAUGACAAGCGGUGGCGUAACAAAGGUGUAACCAGACUGUGUCAGUACAAGCAGAUGAACAUACACAUGUACAGAUUUUAACAAUAUUUCCAGCAGAUGGUAGGACAAGGAAAUUAGAUGAAGAACUGUCUUGUGUCAAUUCAGUCCUCAGUUAUUAAUGGUGGAUAUUUAAAUGGAAUAUCUGUCAGUGAUAAGACAGAGGAAAUGGGAGGAACUGGGAAACCUCUAACACUGUUUCUCUGCUGUACUCUGCUGAAAGAGAAAGGAACCUGGUGUUUUAUUUCUUAGCCUCCUCACCCUACCUGUGACGCGGUUGCUUAACUGUUGCAGUGUAGCAGCCACAAGGUCAUAGCUAAUGUGAAAAGACACCUUAGCCUUGUUUCACAUAUUUAUUUUUUGUGUUUGACACAGCAUUUUCAUCAGAAUAUUGUUUGUGCCUCACAAUAGCCUCAGAGAAGUGUCAUUUUUGUGACUCCUGCAUUUGCCCUGAUAUUGAGAUGUACUACUUGUUUCGACUGUCUGAGCCAGAUCCAAUGGAUGACACUUUUUAUUUUGCAACUCAGAUAUGGACAAAGUGUGUGAUUGUUAGUCAUCACCAUGCUCUCCUCUGUGACCGAGUCAUUUUUAACAAUCAGCUAUUAGUGUGAGGUAAUGGUUUAUUCAUAGCAUGCCCAAAGCAAAUCAUGACAACCUUAUUAUUAAGUCACAUGCUGUAAACUUGAAGGAAAUUAACUGAGAUGGAGUCCAAAUGAAUAUAUGCCUCUGAGGUUCAAAGUCGUUAUUAUUAUUAUUUUUUUUAUUUAUGCAUAUUCCUAGUGGUGUCAUCAUGCUCACACAUGUACAAAACAUCUGAUCAGAAGUACAUGGAUGAUAUUAGUAUGUGGCCAAGCAAACAAUGUCAAAAAUAGUUUUAAUCUGUAAAUAUUGGACACUUUAGCUUAUGAACACUCAUUGUUGGGUUAAUUCAUUAGCUUCAUUCAGUUGUGCUCAUUAAAGUAAGUAUGAUUCCACUUGGCUAAUGAUUUCAUUGUACCAGAGUUUAACUAUUUCCUAAUUUGUUAUAUAUAUGGGAUCACCAAACUGAAAAUGUCCUCAAGUCACCCUUUGCAGCUCUUUGAAGAUAAAUGCAGGCAUCAAAUGACACAAAUAUUCAUGAUAUAAUUUUUAAGUGUUCUUUUAUGUUACGGUGCAUAAUCACAUUUGAACACUAUCUCAUCUCAUUAUCUCUAGCCGCUUUAUCCUGUUCUACAGGGUCGCAGGCAAGCUGGAGCCUAUCCCAGCUGACUACGGGUGAAAGGCGGGGUACACCCUGGACAAGUCGCCAGGUCAUAACAGGGCUGACACAUAGACACAGACAACCAUUCACACUCACAUUCACACCUACGGUCAAUUUAGAGUCGCCAGUUAACCUAACCUGCAUGUCUUUGGACUGUGGGGGAAACCGGAGCACCCGGAGGAAACCCACGCGGACACGGGGAGAACAUGCAAACUCCGCACAGAAAGGCCCUCGCCGGCCACGGGGCUCGAACCCGGACCUUCUUGCUGUGAGGCGACAGCGCUAACCACUACACCACCGUGCCGCCCCCAUUUGAACACUAUGCUGCUUUAAAAUUUACAACAGGUAAAAAUAAAAGGAAUUACACAAAGCAUGCUCAAUAAGUUGUGGGAAUAUAGUUGUGCAAUGUUUAAAGUGAAACAUGUGCAUAACUCACUUAUUUCAUAUUGCAAUUUAAACUGAAUGGUCCAGACUACAGAUAGUAAAUAUGGACAGUAAUAUACCAUUUCUACCCCAUGUGUGUUUAGCAUUAAGGGGGAAUAAAACUUUUAGCAGGUUUUCCAGAAUUUUCGUGCUUUUCAGUAGUAAACAUUUAUUUGUCUUCAGUUACUGCGUUUUCCUGGCAGGGUGCAUCCGAGUCUAUCCCAGGAACACUGGGCGUGGAAUGGGAACACAUAAUGGAUUAGAUGCCAAACCAUCACAGGCCACUGUCCACACACACAUUCAUACCUAGUGGCAAUGCAGAGUAAUCAGUACACCUACUAGCAUGUUUUGAGAGGGAGGAAAAUGGAGAACCCAAAGGAAACCAGUGUGGACACAGAGAGAACAUGCAAAACUCAACACAGGCGGUAACCUGAGCUCAGAUUUUAAACAGGGAUCCUGGUGCUGUGAGGCUCCCAGUAGUGAACAUAUGGAACUAAAUGCUUUGUUUAUUCGCUCUACUAGAUUGAAGCAUGAAAAAUUCUAAACGGUAUAUUGUAAAUUGGGAGGUUACCAUACCUCUAAAUAAGAGUGCAGAAAGAUUUUUGCACGUUCUGUAAAUAUGUCAAGUCUUUAUGCUUUAUGGCACAUAUUGUAGAAACCAAGCAGUCAUGUAAAUCCAAUUCUUUGUGUAUUUCCUGCCAAAAACAGUGUUUAUCAGAGACCACAGCAGUUAGAAGUUUUGUACACAUGUUCGUGUGAAGGGCAGGAGGAUUCCAGCAAGCAAGAAUAUUUUGGCUCAACACCAGAAACAAACCCAAAAUAAACAUGCAUACAUAAUGUAUGGUCUUCUUUGUUGAGUAGAAGCUUUGUGUAGGUUGUGAGUGUGCAUUGAUUUUACUGCAUAAUGUAUUCAUCUCUAACUUCUAAAACCUAAUUCUGACAGAGCAGUAACAUCUGCAUAGUACUCAGAGUUAAGUAUUUCAUGUAGAUGGAUGUUAUGUUGGAACAGAGAAGAAGAUUGAUACAAAAGUUGCAUCCAUAUAAUAAAUAUUUGUGGCAUUUGUCUUCUGUCUGUCCACAAAGAGUGUUUGUGAACAUAUUCAGUUUGCUACCUGAAGUCUCUGGCUAUAUAUCAGAUCAGUGUAUUGAUUCAGUCACCUUGUGGUUGAAAUCUCAGUGAUGACAAAUUCUAAUGACAAAUUUUAUUUACUUCCAAUGCUAUUUAUUAUGUAUAGACUAUAUCCACUAUUGUGGCACAGUUGAAAUGUACCACAAUACGAUACAGCUUUUCACUUCAUUCAAAUGGAAGCUCUGAAAAAUGUAACAUUUCUGUGAUAAAUCUAGCUGAACAAGUUGAUGAAAUUGAAAACUCCCAUACUUACGUUUGUGAGUUUAUAUCGUUUCGUACAAAAGUUUGGUUCUUUGGCUUUCAACCUCAUCUGCUAUUAAUUUUGCAUAGGUUUGGGAUUUGGGACAACAAAAUGAUUUAGAGGGCCAUUUGAAUGAGUUACAUAAAAUAUAGUCUCGACCCACAGCUCAGGCACAAUCCAACAGUAAAACUGUACCUCUAUUCUGUAUAAGAGCAGUUAUUAAAUGAGGCCCUUGACUUGAGGCUGUCUUUCCAUUUCCUGUCAGAGGAUUUGGGUUCGCUGUAUUGUACCUGAUUGGAGUAUGGAGGCAUUGUUUUUUGCAUUGUGUUUAAUCCAGCACUUAGUGCUCCAAAACAUUUUGCUCAAAUUAAGCUUCAAUGGUGUUGUUAUAAGGUUAUAUAGGUUAUAUAUUAUUAUAUAUGUUAUGCAUCAUGCUCAGACUUUAGUGCGUUGUGAUUAGUAUUGUGUUAGUACUAUGUAGACAUGUCGUACUUGAGGCUUUCAACAUCUGGACAGUUUCAUCUCUCAGCCCUGUGUACUGCAUUGGCUUCAUUGUUUUGGUCUCUUUAUUAACUCAGUAUGUUUCUGCUAAAAUUCUCAUAUAUUCCUCUGAUGGUGUCAAUAUUGUAAAUUCAUGCUAAAUUUGUAUUCAAGGUGUAAAGUGGUUAAAGUUACAGAGACAGGCAUGGCUAGUGGUUGUUGCUUUUCUUACUGCUUUGGUAAUUUGAAAUCUCAUGAACUUACUUUAAUUUACUAUACUGAAAUAAACUGUAAAAUUAAUUCCAAGGAACCGUCAGUACAGACUUCAUUUAUGAACAUAAUCCAACUGUUCAAAUAUUAGGUUAAUAUACAGUACCAGUCAAAAGUUUGUAC
Messenger RNA from Neoarius graeffei (lesser salmon catfish), 6270 nucleotides. RefSeq names its product CD248 molecule, endosialin a (gene cd248a). Gene Ontology annotation, cellular component: external side of plasma membrane; extracellular matrix. Gene Ontology annotation, biological process: cell migration. The coding region runs from base 200 to 2359 and encodes 719 amino acids. The transcript has a single exon. Gene Ontology annotation, molecular function: extracellular matrix binding; extracellular matrix protein binding; calcium ion binding. The record is from RefSeq and is a predicted model, not a curated record. Lineage: Eukaryota; Metazoa; Chordata; Actinopteri; Siluriformes; Ariidae.